UCGUGCGGGUGGAACACGUGUGUUCGAGUUCGCCCGUGCCCAUCCAGAAACGAGUAGAACCCACCACCUCAAAUAUCGAAUCCUGAUCGAGCAUAAUCAGACCUUUUUCCUCCUGCACUUCUGUUCUUCGUCACCACUCGAGAUCUUCUACCUUUUCGAUGGCUCUCAACCCUCAACUGUUCCCUAAUGGGAUGCCCGUUCCUUUCGUCAACGAGUUGUUCGUCUUGGCCAGAGACGGCGUCGAAUUCGAGAUCGAUAAGAUCCCCGGAUCCAAUGGAGGCCACUUUAAAGCAAAGGGAACAAUCUACUUAUCAAACAUACGCAUGGUCUUUGUUGCAAAUAAGCCUGUUGGAAACUUUACUGCUUUUGAUAUGCCACUGCUUUACGUUCAUGGUGAAAAAUUCAAUCAACCAAUAUUUUUCUGCAACAAUAUUUCUGGUCACGUGGAACCUGUAGUUCCGGAAAACCAACACAGGGCACUAUAUUCCACUCACUCGUUCAAGAUUUUGUUCAAGGAAGGGGGCUGUGGGACCUUCGUUCCACUUUUUUUCAACCUGAUAGCCUCGGUGAGACAAUAUAAUCAACAAUCUGCUUCAGCCCCCGAGCCUCGCGUGGAUCCUCUGCAAGCAGCACAAACUCCUGUUGAUGAAAUGAUGAGACAUGCAUACGUUGAUCCUAAUGAUCCAACAAGAAUCUUUCUACAGCAGCCUACAUCUGAGUCUCAAUUGAGGAGACGCACGUACCAGAACCACCCUGCCGAGCACUCUAUCUAAUGUCAAUCUUAUGUAUAGCAUAUGACUACUCGUUUGAUUGAAGAAACGCAGUAAAUAACACCUAGUUGGAUGUGUGAAUAAACUACAUAGAACCCACUUAUUUUGUGCUUUUCUAAAUAGCAGUAAGUUCAAUUCCUAAUUA
This is a messenger RNA of Carya illinoinensis, 915 nucleotides long. RefSeq names its product UPF0664 stress-induced protein C29B12.11c. Gene Ontology annotation, cellular component: nucleus. NCBI's taxonomy places the organism in Eukaryota, Viridiplantae, Streptophyta, Magnoliopsida, Fagales, Juglandaceae. The record is from RefSeq and is a predicted model, not a curated record. Bases 159 to 773 code for a protein of 204 amino acids. Gene Ontology annotation, biological process: positive regulation of DNA-templated transcription. The transcript has 5 exons. Gene Ontology annotation, molecular function: chromatin DNA binding; transcription coactivator activity.